GUCUCAAAGGAGAAUCGCCAACACGAAACAGGACUGUGGAACACGAUAGGUGAUGAUAGACGACGUGUUGGUUCGCUAGCGAUAUUGAGGCACGGGUGAUGUCUCCGUAGUCUACUGCUACGGUACUGCGUAGUAUUAUUAAUGUGCUGUCCAUGCGUUACACAGCUCCAACGAGUAGUCCAAAUCUUCCUCCCUGCGGUGCCAUCUCACGGCAUACCUAGGUAUAUUCCCGAGCUCCCGCCAGCCAACCCGCCGUGGUCUACGAUACAAUAACGCUCCUAGGAACCGCCGGAAUGUGGUGUGGGAAGCGCUAGACACACUCGUUUCUCUCGUCCCUCGGAAGCAACGCGCCCAUCACGCUCUGCUUCUCUCGACUUCACCCUGCUCACGGACAGCUUCUGGCCGUCAUGGCGUUCGUUGACGUUGCCAUCAUCGGAGGUGGCCCGGCAGGACUGACUGCUGCGGCUACCAUAGUGCGCCAGCUCCACACCGCCGUGGUCUUCGACAACGGCAAAUAUCGCAAUGCUAAGUCCUCUCACAUGCACAUGGUUCCCACCUGGGAUCACAAGGACCCCAGCGCAUUCCGCAACACGAUCAAGGAGGACAUCCUAGCUCGCUACUCGACCGUCCGCUUCGUCGAUCUGGGGGUCUCCAAGAUCGAGAAGAAGAGCGACGCCCACUUCCGUGUGGUUGACGAGUCCGGCAACGAAUAUGACUUCCGCAAGAUCAUCCUCGCUGUCGGCACGGCCGAUGCCUUCCCGGACAUCGAAGGUUACCAGGAGGCCUGGGCUCGGCGCAUCUUCCACUGCCUGUUCUGCUUCGGUUACGAGGACCGCGGUGCCAAGUCGACGGGCGUGCUGGUCGUACCGCCCAUCGAUCCCGGAAUGGGCAUCUACAUGGCCGGCAACGCAGCUCAACUCAGCGAGGAGGUCACGCUGUACACCCACGGCAACGACGAGUUCGCCGCGAAGCUCACCCCGCUUGCCGCAGCGGCCAAGGCCAAGUUCAAGGUUGAUUCGCGCCCGAUAAAGCGCUUCGUAGAUACCGGGAGCUCACUGACCAUCGAGUUCGCCGAUGGUUCUACAAACCACGAGACAUUCCUCGUCCACAACCCCAAGACCGGCGUUAAUGGUAGUUUCGUCGAGCAGCUCGGCCUCGCGCUUUCGCCUAUAGGCGAUAUCCAGGCCGCCGGCCCCUUUUUUCAGACAAGCGUCCGCGGAGUCUUCGCCGCCGGCGACGCUGUCAACCCGUACAAAGCGGCCAAUGCUGCCAUCUCCAGCGGAUGCAACGCAGCUGUGGCGGCAAUUGCACAACUACAAGCUGAAAAGUAUGGCAUUCCGGCUCUGCUCUAAGCAAGGCUAGGAGGUUACGACUACUAUAUUUCUUGGCUGGGGCCAACUUUGGUGGUUAGGAGGGUCUGAGAUAGUUAGUUAAUACCACGUAAAUCAACUAGCCAUAAGCCUGCCCUCUGA
Molecule: messenger RNA, 1472 nt
Organism: Durotheca rogersii
Lineage: Eukaryota; Fungi; Ascomycota; Sordariomycetes; Xylariales; Xylariaceae
Product: FAD/NAD(P)-binding domain-containing protein
Exons: 2
Coding region: 408-1352 (314 amino acids)
Molecular function (GO): oxidoreductase activity
Source: RefSeq, a predicted model, not a curated record